Protopolystoma xenopodis is the source of this 495-nucleotide messenger RNA. The record is from the annotation of a GenBank genome assembly. Lineage: Eukaryota; Metazoa; Platyhelminthes; Monogenea; Polystomatidea; Polystomatidae.
AUGGAGGCAUCUCCUGCUUCGGUUGUUGGCUCAUCUGAGCACUCUAUUAACCCUUGCUCCGUUCUUGAUCAACCGGCCGCAGUCGACUUAAUCGAUCUCUCAAGUGGAGUCUCUGCUGAGGAUCUGUCUCCCACUGACCAUUCAGAGACUUCAACGACAUUUUCGCAUGCACAGUCUCUUAUCGUAUCCCCGAGUGCUAGCUGUCCAACUAAACCAACCAAACACCAAGGUGUAGCGCCUAUCCCGAUAUACAGUGGCUUCCGAAUUGGUGCGGAAGUCGAGCUGCUCGAGUGCGAGUAUUCUCCAACUCUGGAAGGCCAUCGCAUGUCGCUCAAGGUUUCUACAUCUGAUGUCCGACGGAUUGCAGAGGCAUUUGUCCUACGCAAAAUUAAUAGACCUCAUGAAAAUGUUCAUCUUUAUUUAAUAGGCGUCACGCUUGACAUCCUCGGUUCAGAAGCUUGUAUGAAACGUGCUGUUCUAUUGUAUACCCUAUAA